AUGAUCGGGCAAGGCGCACUUAUGAUCGCACUCUUGUGGGGUCUGUCGCUCAUGAAAACCCGAGUGGGUCGAGUUGGGCACACGACACUCUGCACCGCCGACCACGAGCAACACAUGCAUGGGAAUCUCCACGUCGCCAUAGAGCUCAACAGCAUGGAUCGCAUCAGCACCCGCAAGCCCAUGCACGUACGUCUUCCGGGGGAUACACCCACGCAUCUCCCCAUGCACGGAGAGCGACCGGCGGUGGAGGAUAUUCACACAUUCCACGACAAGAUCCGAAUUCCCCACUUUCUAGGCUAG
This is a messenger RNA of Rhizoctonia solani, 300 nucleotides long. RefSeq lists its product as uncharacterized. Bases 1 to 300 code for a protein of 99 amino acids. NCBI's taxonomy places the organism in Eukaryota, Fungi, Basidiomycota, Agaricomycetes, Cantharellales, Ceratobasidiaceae. The record is from RefSeq and is a predicted model, not a curated record. The transcript has 2 exons.